This is a messenger RNA of Nakaseomyces glabratus, 3591 nucleotides long. It is a transcript of the gene SGD1, whose product is annotated as Sgd1p. Gene Ontology annotation, cellular component: nucleolus. The record is from RefSeq and is a predicted model, not a curated record. NCBI's taxonomy places the organism in Eukaryota, Fungi, Ascomycota, Saccharomycetes, Saccharomycetales, Saccharomycetaceae. Gene Ontology annotation, molecular function: RNA binding; protein binding. Gene Ontology annotation, biological process: ribosomal small subunit biogenesis.
AUGAGCAGUAAAAGGAGUGGGAUCAACAUCCCUGGUGUGAUACUGGAUGAAUUGAAAGAGCGAGACUACAGUAAUGAUGAGAGGUUUAAGCUAGGUAAGCGUAAGCCUAAGGGUCAGUUGAAUCGUAAGGAUAGAAGAAAGCUGCAAAGGGCUCAGAAGAAGCAAAAGGGCAAGAAAGAAGUUGACCUUGAUAAGGUGUUGAAGAAAAAGCCACAGCAACAGAAUUCUGCUACGAGGGCAAGUGCUAAUAAGAAAGAUAAUCGCAAGAGUAAAGAAGAUGCAUUACCGUUUUCCUCUGAUGAUGAGCUAUCUUCGGGGGAUUUUGAUGAGUUUGAGGAAGGUGAUCUAAAUGAAGAGGAAUGGGAGCAACUAAGGGAAUUAGAAGGAUCUGAACAGGAAGAGGACAGUGGCUUUGAAGAGAGCUCUUCGGAUGCUAGUGAGAACCAUUUUGAGGACCCAGACGAAGAUGAGAUAAUCUCAGAGGUUUCAGAUGAGAGUGAAGAAUCGGAGCUUACUGUUGAUGAAACCUAUGCUCAACUAAAAGCAUUAAAAGAUAAGAAAUCAGGAAAUGUGAAGCACAAUAAGAGGGCUAAUAUAAAGCAGGAGCCUUCCAGUGAGAGUGAAAGUGAUGAUUCUGUAUCAAAACUUGAAGAAGAAGAAACCUUCAGUGGGUCCGAUUUGAGUGGUGAAGAAGUAGAUUCUGGAAUGUCAGUUGAAGAAACAUAUGCCAAAUUGAAGGCAUUGAAAGAAGCAAAAAAAUGGAACAACCACAAGUUAGAGACCGUAGUUGGCAUAGAAGGUGAUGAAGAUGAGAACUCCGAAGAGGAAUAUAGCGAUCUUCCGGAUUCUGAGUUUGACGAUGAAGAGGAGCAAGAAGAUGAUCAAGAAAUGACCGUUGAGGAAACAAUGAAUAAAUUGAAAGAACUUAAGAAAAUGAAAGAUCAAUCCAAAAGAACAGAGAAUCAAUCUAAAAAAAGCGUGAGAUUUUCCUCUGAGAAUCAAGUAAAAGUAUUUGAAUCCUAUAGAAGUGAUGAUUCAAUCUCAGAUGAGAUAAUAUCAGAAAGCGAUGAUUUCAUGUCCGAUGAGCUGAUAUCUGAUAGUGAUGAAGUCAUAAGUAAUGAUGAUGAUGAUGAUGAUGAUGAUGAUGAUGAAGAAGAAGAGGAGGAGGAAGCUGAAAUGACUCCAGAAGAAACCUGGGCAGCCUUAAGAAAACUGAAAGAAUCUAAAAAUUCUACUAAUCACAAAGACAAGGCUGAUACGACAUCAAAAAAGCUGAAAACUAAGUCAAAAUCUAAGUCUGAUGAAGUUGUUGAGUUCCCACUAUCCCCAAUGGAUAGGGCGGCUAUCCAGAGAGAUGAAUGGGAUAUGGAACAUUACGCAAAGAAGUUAGGUCUAAAAGGAAAACGCAAGAAAUUAAAAGCUCGUGACGAAUAUGAUGCGAUUGGUGGACUGUUAGAAGGUUUAGAUUAUUUUGAAAACUAUGGUGAAGAUGAGGAAACAGAUUCGAGUGAAAGCGUAUCUAGUGUCGAAGAUAGUUCUGAAUAUGAUGAAGAAGAUAAAAGGGAGGACGUCAAAAGAAUGGCUGGCAACUCUAAAGGAGAACUGCCGUUUCCAUCUGAUGAUGAAUUAUCUUCAGGUGAUUUUGAUGAAUUUGAUGAGAAUGAUCUCAACGAAGAAGAAUGGGCGCAACUUAGGGAGCUCGAAGCGUCAGAUGAAGAAGAAAGUGAUGGUGAGGAUACUAAGUCUUCCAAAAAGAAGAAAAAUAAGAGAGAAAAUCCAUAUGUGGCACCAGCUGCAGCGGAUACUGAAGCUUAUGUUCCUCCCUCUUUGAGGAAAAAUAAAUUAAAUGAGGACUCCGAUAACUCUAUGAUUAUCGAAAUAAGAAAGAAGGUAAAAUCCUCUUUAAACAAGCUUUCGGAUUCCAAUUUGGUCAUUAUGGUCUCGACCUUAAAUGAGUUAUAUGACACUUAUCCAAGGCAAUAUGUUUCUGAUAGUGUUACAAAAGAAAUGAUGCAGAUUAUUGCUCAAAAUAAUAAGCUACUUGACAGUUUCAUCAUGAACUAUGCUGCUAUUGUUUACUCUCUAUGGAGGUUAAGAGGUAUCGAAGUUGGAGCAUCAUUUUUACAGCAGAUUGUUGAGCACUUUUUAAAGCAUCUUGAAAAGCAGCUAGAUGAAAAUGAAUCCAUGACUGAAAUUUCCGAAGACUCUCCGCAAAUAAUAGGUAAACAAUCAUCAAAUAUUAUCAGUUUGAUAUCUUAUUGUUACAAUUUUGGUUUGAUGUCUUCUAGCUUGGUCUUUGAUAUGAUAAAACAGUUAAUUACUAAACCAAAUGAGUUUACAAUUGAAUUGCUAUUGAGGAUUGUAUCAAUUUCGGGACCUCUUAUUAGAUCAGACGAUCCUUCAGCUCUAAAAGAUAUAAUUGCAGAUUUAUUAUCAAAUGUCAAAGUAUUGAAAACAGUUUCUCCUAGAAUGCAGUUUUUAUUGGAUACUAUGGCAGACUUAAAAAACAAUCGAUUAAAGCCAUCAAUUAUGGCUGCAGACUUUCAUCCUACCAAGAAGAAUGUAUUAUCAGCUAUUCGUGGAAGUAACACAGAGGAACCACUUCAAGUCUCAUUAGAUGACAUAAAAAAUAUUGAGACAAAAGGUAAAUGGUGGUUAAUCGGAGCAUCAUGGAAAGGUAAUAUGAAUAGUGCCUUUGAAGAAGGCAUUUCUUCUGGUGCUGCAAAAAACAUUGUAUCAGAAAUGGACAUAAAAGAUGACUUCCUGGACGAUAUACCUGAUUGGGCUGAAAUAGCCCGCUCUCAAAGAAUGAAUACUGAAUUAAGGAGAGCUAUAUUUGUUAGUAUAAUGUCAGCACAGGAUUACGUAGAUGCCUCAUCAAAAAUUGAAAAGCUGAAUUUAAAAAAUAAACAGUUGGUUGAAGUUCCUAAGGUUAUAAUGCAUUGUCUGCUGUCUGAAAGUGGGAAAAGUGGUUAUAACCCCUACUAUUAUCUGGUAGCAAACAAACUUUGUGAAUUGAAUGGUCAUUUGCAGAAACCAUUUCAAUUUUUGUUCUGGGAUAUACUAAAAAGAUUCGAAGAUAAUUCUUCAUAUGACUCUGAUGAAGACGACUUAAUUGAUGAUUCCGAAGACGUUGACGAAAAUACUGCCUUAAAAAGGACCAUUAGCCAAGGUAAAUUUUUUGGGUCAAUGAUAGCUGAACAAAUUUUGAAACUUGAUGUCUUAAAGCAUGCUCCAAUCAUUGGUGGUUUAAAACCAAAUGGCUAUAUUUUCAUGGAGGUCAUGAUAUAUCAAUUGUUAAUAUUGGUAGCGAAAAAGUCAGAAAAAAAGUCUAAAAGUAAGACCGAAGAAGGCGUGGCAUACACUACAUCAUUAUUAAAGGACAUCAUCGUUCGUGGGAUAAAGGAUGACAACAAGUCGUUUAUAUUGAAAGGGCUUAAUUGGUUUUUAGGAAAAAAGCGCAAAUUCCAUAAUUACAUUAGUGGCAGAAAAGGAGAUAAAAAAUAUGAAAAAGACUCGAGAAGGCUCGAUUGGGGACUUUCCGCUACUAAACAUAUUAUCAACGAAGAAUUGUCUAUUAAUGCGUUUUGA